Schistocerca nitens (vagrant locust) is the source of this 952-nucleotide messenger RNA. RefSeq lists its product as uncharacterized. Gene Ontology annotation, cellular component: extracellular region; plasma membrane; cell surface. Gene Ontology annotation, biological process: positive regulation of canonical Wnt signaling pathway; regulation of protein localization to membrane; cell migration. The record is from RefSeq and is a predicted model, not a curated record. Bases 245 to 952 code for a protein of 235 amino acids. The transcript has 4 exons. NCBI's taxonomy places the organism in Eukaryota, Metazoa, Arthropoda, Insecta, Orthoptera, Acrididae.
CCGAGCGCGUCGCAGAGCUCUGGCGGAGGCAGCCUACGGCGUCAGCUGCCGCUACGCACGCACUGCGCUCGGAGGCUUCCGCGCCUCGAAACUAAUGGCACGGCGUUAGACUGUACUGGCUCUUUUCGCUUUCAGAGUGCCGGCAGAUACGAUAUCGAGUAGAGCAAAUGAGCCCUUUACACCACCACUGCGACGCGGCUGCGACACCUGUUUAUUUCUGGUCUCCGUGACAACCGAUCCGGGAAUGGGGAAAGGCGCGUUGUGCUGCAGAAAGCUGUUGAUCGUGCUAUGCGUGUCCUUGCGAGGUGGUGCGCUCGGAGGAGCGUUGUCGAGUGACAGGAGCGACCAAGAUGAGCCCACAACUUGUGCCGGCGUGAGGUCCAUCUUCGAAAUGAAAAACGUGUCAGUGGAGCUGCCAGAUGCACCGAUAAGCGGCCGUGAGCUGACCGUGUGCGUGUCCGAGACGUCGUGCUGCACGCCCGAGAUGGAGUCGGCGCUCCAGCGGCUGGUGCAGAGGGACUUCCAGGCGCUGCUGCACCACAACUCCAGGUCGCUGGAGGGCCUGCUCGUCUCCGCCGCCAACACCAUACGAGAGCACGUGGUGUGGCAGCUGCGGCAGUCGGAGGGCCGGGCGCGCGACCUGCUGGCGCCGCUGCUGGGCCGGCUGCCCGAGGCGCCCCGAGGGGACGACCCGCUAGCGGCGCUGUACGGGCGGCUGGUGGCGCGCCUGGAGGCGCCGCUCCAGCUCCAGCUGCAGCAGGGCGCGCCGCUGGACGGCGCCCUGGAGGAGCUGCUGGCGCGCCUCUUCCCGCUGGCCUACGAGCGCUCGCUGGGCGGCGGCGGCGGCGCGCACCGUGGAGUAGCACCAGGUCUCAUGUCACGUGCUGGAGAAAUCGAAGUGUUUGCUCUACCAUAUGCUGUGUUGAAACCGUACUGCUACCCUGCUCCUUGA